Molecule: messenger RNA, 4056 nt
Organism: Tilletiaria anomala UBC 951
Lineage: Eukaryota; Fungi; Basidiomycota; Exobasidiomycetes; Georgefischeriales; Tilletiariaceae
Exons: 5
Coding region: 1-4056 (1351 amino acids)
Biological process (GO): phosphorylation; phosphorelay signal transduction system
Molecular function (GO): protein binding; phosphorelay sensor kinase activity
Source: RefSeq, a predicted model, not a curated record
AUGCUAGAUCUAGACGAGUCGCUCCGAGCGCUCUAUUUCGCUCCAUUUCCGCUCCUUGUCCUCGACCAUACACGAUGCAUUCGCAUGAUCAACAAACCUGCCGAGACUGUACUUGGGACGACGGGCCCGACAGCACUGGGCAUGUUGUUCGAAAGGUUCAUCGCGCCUAGUUCGAAGCAGAACUACACGGCGAGCCUGAACGAAGCUGCCGAAUCAAACAGAACAUCGCGGGUUUCGGCGGUGCCCUCCACCACGCGGCUGGGUAUCGUCGAGGCGGAUUCGACAGUGGUGACUGUGGCAGAUUUGGCUGUGAAUGCUUGGUACCCGACUAGCGAGAUGUACGACACGCACCUAUCCAUGGGGUGCCUCAAGCACAGCAGCUCCGCCACCUUCUCAUCGAUGACCUCUUCGACUGACUUGAUCAGUGGCUCCUCCGGUGAUGCUGUUGGUACUGGCACUGCCGGAAGACGAUUGCAGCCUGCGCACGAAGCAUUCUACACUGUCUCCCUGACCCCUGCACGAUCAGGAACGUCAGAACGUUCCGACACGCCGGAAGUUGAGCAGUCCAGCUCGUCCCUGCGCAAUGCAAUCAUCGACGCGCUCGACGUCGCUUGCAUGGCGCUCUCGAAAGAUGGCAAGAGGAUCGUUCGUAACCGCAAAGCCGAUGAGCUCCUGUCCGAGUACGUCAAGGAGCUGGCCAUGGACAACGAAGGCUUCCCAAUGAGAUCAAGCGCAAGUGGCAUCCGAGGAGAGACAACUUUUGCUUGGUUGGAAAAGAUGAUGACAUGCUAUGUCGGAGAAAAUUGGGACGAACUCCUCGUUAGCGAAUGUUUCCCCAUCUACAGGGCGGCUAUCAAAGGAGAACAUGUGCUUCCAAUGGAAAUUGACUGUGUCAGCCAGGUGACAGGCCGUCGAAAGCGCUUCGAGGUGGAGGCCAAGCCAGUGCGGGACAUGGGUGGCCUGGGCCAGCAUGUCGGAGGUAUGGUCAUCUUCAGGGACAUGACAGAGACGAAGAAUGACCUGGAAGCAGAGGUCACAGCACUCGGCGAGCAAUACUUCAAGACCGUUGCAGACAGCCUUCCGAUCUUUGUGUGGACCACCUAUCCGGACGGCGCGGUCGAAUGGUUCAACAAGCAAUGGUAUGACUUCACUGGUGUCAAGAGCCGGGAGUCUCUUGGUCUUGCUUGGUCCUCUUUAUUUCACGAGGAGGAUCGCCCUGCGACUUUCCGCGCAUGGAGUCAUUGCCUUCGAACUGGAGAGAGGUACAACGUGGAAUAUCGAUGUAGGAGGAAGGAUGGCCAGUGGCGUUGGUUCCUCGGCCAAGCACAGCCUAUGCGCAACAGUCGUGGCGAAAUCACAAAGUGGUUUGGCACCUGCACAGACAUUCACGACCAGAUCGAGGCGCUUGCUAGCUCGCGGCAAUCACAAGCUCAGCUCGAAAGUGUCAUCAACCAUGCAGCCGUCACGCUCUGGGCUGUCGAUCAAAACGCCAUCAUCACCGUUGCCGAAGGCCCAGGUGUAAGACAGCUGCGUCUUGCACCAUCGACGCCCACAGGGAGCGGAACAGAACCGGGCUCAAAUAGCUUGAGAGAAGCAGCUCGAAAGGCGCAAGGCAACGCGAGUGCGUGGGGCAUCGAACGCGAUCCCAGCACGACAUCCAUGGAUGCCGACAACCCAGUACAUCCGGGGUACAAGCUCGAACGCGCUGACAAGAGUGUGGACCUUCACAGCGAAUCGAAUUCAAGCAAUGGGACACCCAGUCACAGCCAUCGCUCGCGCGGCAAGAGCAUGAUUGGCCGCUCCCUGUACGAAGUUUGGGACUCGCCCAACUUCCGACAAGCUUUGCGGAGAGCUCUUGAUGGCGAAGAGGUUGUAGAGGAUAUGGAGCUGGAGGGACGUUGGUUCCGCACUCAAUACACGCCGCUCAAGCAGCUGUCAGAUGGGACUACGCGGACCUACAAUCCAGAGAUGCAUGAGGAGGCUCCCAUCAAUGAUGCCCCCGUUGUAGGCGUCGUUGGCGCUUCUAUGGAAAUUACAGAGCGGCGAAGGUUGGAGAGCCUUCGACCUGUAGUAGGAGUCGUCGGUGCGUCUAUGGACAUUACAGAGCGGCGACGGGCGGAAGCAAAGCUGGAGGAGUCUCGCAAGGAGCGUAUACGAGCGCUAGCAUCCGAAACAGCUGCGAAAGAAGCCAGCCGACUUAAAUCAGAGUUCCUGGCGAACAUGUCGCAUGAAAUCCGAACGCCUAUCGCAGGGGUCAUUGGCUUGGCAGAGCUUCUGCUGGACACUACGCUAUCGCGUGAACAGCGCGAUUAUGCAGAGAACAUUCAGCGCUCCGCCGACGCUCUGCUGACAGUCAUCAACGAUGUCCUUGAUUUUAGCAAGAUCGAGGUCGGCAAGCUCGACAUUGACAACGGGCCUUUCAAUCUGAAUGUUCUCACGAUGGAUAUGCGCAAGAUGCUUUCGUUUGCCACCGCCAGGAAAGGGCUGGAGCUGCUCGCAGACUGCGAGCUGCAGUAUUCGGGAACGGUCAUUGGCGAUGCGGGGCGCUUACGGCAGGUGCUCACCAAUUUACUCACCAACGCCAUCAAAUUUACAAGCACGGGAUCUAUUGCACUGAAGGUGUACGCCCUCUGCGAAGACGCGGAGUCAAUCGAGGUCCGCUUUGAUGUGGAGGAUACUGGAUGCGGCAUUUCAGAAAAAGUCCUUCAACAUCUCUUUCAACCCUUCCGGCAAGCAGAUUCGUCUACCGCCCGCAAAUUCGGCGGUAGCGGGUUGGGCCUGUCAAUCUCAAAGAAUCUGGUCGAGCUUAUGGGCGGCAAGAUUGGCCUGACAUCCAAAGAAGGAGUUGGCUCCGUCGCAUGGUUCUCAGUACCUUUCAAGAAGCAACUUGCAAUUGUCUCGAACGUGACCGUGGAUGAAGAGGGGGCUUCUACCACUUCUUCCGUAACAGCGCCUGCUUCCAGCUCAGACAGCCUGUCUGGCGUCAGCAGUGAUCCCUUGCAGCGACCGCGCAAGGAUGUCUGGAUCCUGGUGGCGGAGGACAACCUCAUAAAUCAACAGAUCGCAAUGAAGACCCUGAAAAUGAUGGGCUUCAGCUGCAAGGCGGCCAGCAAUGGCAAAGAGGCUAUAAAGCUGAUGAAUUCCAAUCCGUUAGAUCUCAUCUUGAUGGACUGCCAGAUGCCCGAGAUGGACGGAUACGAAGCGACCAUGCGACUUCGGGCAAGCAACAGUCUGGAGAUCCGCAGCGUGCCGAUCAUCGCGCUCACGGCUUCAGCCAUCCGUGGCGACAAGGAACGUUGCCUUGAAGCAGGCAUGUCCGACUAUCUCUCCAAACCCGUGAAGCGACCAGCGUUGGAGAACAUGCUCGUGCGGUGGCUUUUCGAUGCUGGCACCCGGCAAACUUUGUCCAAAUGGGCGGCCUCGCCAACUCGGUCAUCGCCCGGAAUAAUAUCAGCGGAGCGCAUCGAUUUUGGGUGCUCUACAAUCUCAUCAUUGGCAAACGGCCCUGGUACCCAAGCUCUUACCGUGAAUUUGCCUCUUCCGUUGGAACACAGUGCGGAUGAGGGCAAUGCACCUGGUACUGAUGUCAGCCCCAAGACGGCGCCGCAGCCGCUCGCGAACGACCAGAAGGUGCAAGGCGAGGCGAGCGAGCUGGCGCGGUCAUCGGACAACACGAGCGCAAGCAGCAUCAUGACGGGUGUCUCUCUGACAAAUGACAUGGAGCUACGCAAGGCAAACCUGCUGGCGAAUCCGGGGCUGGGGGCUCUGCCACGUGCGUCAGCGGAGGACACUCGCUCAUACCACAUGCAACAGGCCGAUCACACAUCGUACCUGUGCAGCACGAGCGCUCUGGAGUCGCCCUCGACUCUUAUGCGAGUGGAUACCAACCUGGUCGCCGAAGCGGAGACUUCGAGGGUUCGCAGAGCGUCCCGCGAGCAGGCAGGCCUCGGCCGAGAUCUUGCGGGAGAGUUCGAGCGAGCUUCCAGCAGAGAGCCGGAAGUAAGACUGGGCGUGGCGCUAGAGUCGCCACUGGCCGAGGUCCUUCCUCCGACGUAA